UUAACUUGCUGAUGACAGAGAGAGGGUUCAGCUCCAGCAUCGCAGGGUAGACCUCAAAAGACACCAUGGUGUUAAAUCCAGUCAUAUCGAAGCUAAGUGGUAAACUUGUUGUUCUGGCCAGUGCAUCUCCAAGAAGGCAGGAGAUUUUAACAAAUGUAGGUUUACAGUUUGAGGUGGUACCUUCAUGGUUUAAAGAAACCCUUGACAAGACCUUGUUUAAAACGCCUGAUGAAUACGCAGUGGAGACGGCAAGACAAAAAGCUCUGGAGGUGGCUCAAAGAAUGCCCUUUAAACACCUAAAAACGCCAGAUAUUGUUAUUGGAGCAGACACUGUCGUGACAGUAGAUGGUUUGAUAUUGGAAAAACCUGUUGAUAAAGAAGAUGCCUACUGCAUGCUAUCCAGGUUGAGUGGAAAGGAACACAGUGUGUAUACAGGAGUGGUCAUAGUCCUCUGUCAUGAGACAAAAGGUGAAGAAAUAGAAUACAAAGUGGUGGACUUUUAUGAAGAGACAAAAGUCAAAUUUGCAGAGCUGUCUGAAGAGAUGCUUUGGGAAUACAUUAACAGUGGAGAGCCCAUGGACAAGGCUGGUGGUUAUGGGAUCCAGGCUUUGGGUGGUAUGCUGGUGGAAUACGUCCAAGGAGAUUUUCUCAAUGUGGUGGGCUUCCCACUUAAUCACUUCUGCAAACAGCUGGGAAAGAUUUACAACAGCCCACCUGAGAGCCCAGCUCACAAGAUAAUAUGCAAGGGCUCUGCAGGAUCUGUUGGGCACCGUCCCUUCAUCUGUAGUCUGCCCGAAGAAACUACACUAUUAAAUUCAACGUGCUUCAACAACUCAGACUCUGCUGGCUGUCGGUCCAAUCAGGAGCAGAAUGUGGUGGAACUCAAGGGGGCUAAGUGCAACUCGGAGGUCAUUCCCAACAAAAUAGUGGAUCUACUAGAUGGAUUUAAAGCUUCAAAGACUUUAUUCAUAGCAUCCAAGCUGGGAGUGUUUGAUGUUUUGAGGGACUCUGGCCUCACAGUGGAAGAGGUUGCCAACCGAAUCAACUCCUCUUUGCUGGGCACUGAACGGUUACUUGAAGCAGCUGUAUCAUUAGGACUUCUGUGUAAACUCAAAUGUGAAGCUAACACUGUGUACAAGAACACAGAACAGGCCAGAAAGUUCCUGGUAUCAGACAGCCCUCUCUCUCUGCAUGGCUACAUCCUGCACUGCAAUGAAACAGUCUGGCCACUCUUCUCUCACUUAGAGAAUGCUGUCAGGGAGGGCACCAAUCAGCAUGAGCGGGCACUUGGGAAAACGACUGAAAAUCUAUUUCAGGAUGCAUAUUACAGAAAAGAUGAUGCUAAGAUGGGCUUUAUGAAUGCAAUGCACAGUAUUGCAAAUGUGACUGGAAGAGAUUUAGCUACAGCAUUUGAUCUGUCUCGCUUCAAAACAGCCUGUGAUGUUGGAGGUUGUACUGGUGCCAUGGCAUAUGAGUUCGCCAACGCUCAUCCUGGAUUGUCUGUAAUUGUUUUCGACUUACCACCAGUUAUUAAAAUAAAAGGUCACUUCCAACCUAAAGAGCAGGACGGCAGAGUGUCAUUUGUUGCAGGAGAUUUCUUCAAAGAUGACCUGCCCAAGACAGAUCUUUAUAUCCUUGCAAGAAUUCUCCAUGAUUGGUCUGAUGACAAAGUACAUGAAGUUUUGAGUAAACUGUCCAAGGCAUGCACUCCAGGCUGCGGUUUGCUGCUCUCAGAGAUCUUGCUGGAUGAGGAGAGGACCAGGCCAAGCCGGGCUUUGUUGCAGGCGCUCAGCAUGACAGAAGGAAGGCAGAGGAGCAGCACUGAGUACAAGGAUUUACUAAAGAAGCACAGCUUUACUCUUGUACAUACCAGAUACACAGGCAACCUCCUGGAUGCCAUGCUUUUUGUAAAAGAUGGCUAAACUGGUCCAACUGCUAGUUUUUACCCCUUAAAUCUAUGUGUUUAUAAUGGAAGAUAUUUUUAGCCUAUUUGGGAACUUAAACUUUCCAGAAAUAAAUUCCCUAUGAAAUGUUUUGAGUGCACUUUUUAAUUAAGCUUUAUUCUAAACAUCUUUAAAUUAUUAUAAUUAAUCUUAAUGAUUAGACUCAGGACUUUAAAAGUAAUUAAUUUAUAAUAUGGCAUUGUACUCUGUUUGAAAUCUUGAUUGUAUGCCCCUGGAGUCCCUCUAAAACUAUUAAAAAUACCAAAUUUUGCAGAGA
Trichomycterus rosablanca is the source of this 2220-nucleotide messenger RNA. It is a transcript of the gene asmtl, whose product is annotated as acetylserotonin O-methyltransferase-like. The transcript is spliced from 14 exons. The record is from RefSeq and is a predicted model, not a curated record. Gene Ontology annotation, molecular function: nucleoside triphosphate diphosphatase activity; O-methyltransferase activity. The coding region runs from base 66 to 1922 and encodes 618 amino acids. Lineage: Eukaryota; Metazoa; Chordata; Actinopteri; Siluriformes; Trichomycteridae.